Messenger RNA from Pyrgilauda ruficollis (rufous-necked snowfinch), 1506 nucleotides. RefSeq names its product doublecortin domain containing 2 (gene DCDC2). The transcript has 12 exons. The record is from RefSeq and is a predicted model, not a curated record. Gene Ontology annotation, cellular component: kinocilium; axoneme; microtubule organizing center. NCBI's taxonomy places the organism in Eukaryota, Metazoa, Chordata, Aves, Passeriformes, Passeridae. Bases 1 to 1506 code for a protein of 501 amino acids. Gene Ontology annotation, biological process: cilium assembly; regulation of cilium assembly; dendrite morphogenesis.
AUGGCCAGUCCUGGCACAAAGGCGUCGUGGCUCUCGCAGCCCAGCGUGAAGAGCGUGCUGGUGUAUCGCAACGGGGACCCUUUCUUCCCGGGGCGCCGCAUUGUCAUCCACGAGAAGAAAGUGUCCAACUUUGAUGUGUUCCUGAAAGAGGUGACGGGCGGGGUGCAGGCGCCCUUUGGAGCGGUGCGAAACAUCUAUACCCCCCGGGGUGGGCAUCGUGUCCGACAGCUGGACGAGCUCCAGAGUGGGGAGCAGUACGUGGCUGGUGGCAGGGAGGCCUUCAAGAAGCUCAACUAUUUGGACAUUGGAGAAACCAAGAAAAAACCUGCUGAAGUCAAUAAUGAGCAGUCAACACUGGAAGACGUCAAGCCAGUUACUCACAGUAGGAUCACUGUGUCAGCACGGUUUCGAAAGCCACUCCAGGAGCCCUACACUAUUUUCCUGCUUGCUAAUGGAGACCUUAUUAGCCCUGCAGUGCGCCUCCUCAUUCCCAGGAAAACACUGAAUCACUGGGAUCGUAUUCUUGAAAUGGUGACAGGAAAAGUUACCCUCAGAAGUGGAGCUGUUCACAGACUCUACACUGUUGAUGGAAAACUUGUUCAGAAUGGGUCAGACUUGGAGAAUGGGCAAAUGUAUGUUGCCGUGGGUAGAGAAAAGUUUAAGAAAUUGCCGUAUGGUGAUGUGCUGUCCAAAUCUACAUCGAGAAGGUCACAGGGUUCCAAAACCUCUGUACUUCCUCCAAUUGUGGGAUCUCGAAAGUCUAAAGGCAGCGGAAAUGAUUGGCAAUCUAAAUCUACCAGUGACCGGGGAGAAAACAGUUCCUCGCCUCAGCUUCCCAAAAGAAAAGACAAAAAAAGCCAGAAUCCAGAGAAUUCUGUUUCCAGACGACACUUUUCUAGCCACUCUACAAAAGGAAAACAGACAGUAAAAGCUUCCACAGGAGUCCUUCAGGAUAACGGUGAAGAUAUUUACAAAGCCAGAGAAGAGGGGUCUGAAAUGUGGGGGGCAGCUGAAGUGCAAGAAGAUGAAGAUACUCUUGUGGAAGUUCCACUGGACCAGAGACCAGCAGAAACUGUCGAUGAAGAAGAAAAUGUAGAAGAGGAAGAUGACAGGGGAGAGGAGGCAUAUAAAGGAGAAUAUCCAGAAGUGAAUGGAGAGGAAAGUGGGGAAACUGUUAAAGAAAGAAUUGAAGUGGAAAAAAAUGAAAAGAAAUUAAAGGCAAAUUGUGAAGAUGAAGCAGGAGAAAUACAGAAUGUUGACCAAGCAGAGGAAAAGGAACUUAUCCAUUUAAAUGGCAAAAACAAUGAAGGAAAUGGUGAGGGAAUGGAGCAUUUGAGCUACCAAGGUGAUCUUCAGCCUGAAGAAGAAAUAAAAGAGGAUUCUGGCAGUGAGAACCAGGUUGAUCCUGGUCUUGAAAAAACAUCCACAAACCCAAGGGUGACAAUCACCAGCCCACAAGAAAGUGAAAAGAACGACCAGAGCAAUGACUAUGCAGCAGUUGCAUAA